Molecule: messenger RNA, 447 nt
Organism: Mesorhabditis belari
Lineage: Eukaryota; Metazoa; Nematoda; Chromadorea; Rhabditida; Rhabditidae
Source: the annotation of a GenBank genome assembly
AUGGUCGCUUUGUCCUUGUUUCUGUCACUGAUUUCACCCGCUUUCUCCUGUAUUCCUACGAGAUCACCGACAACGAAACCACCUUGUUGCCCAAUGCUUUCAACGACUUCUCUGCCAAGACGUGCUCCCACAAAUCUUGACACUUAUGAACAGUGCUCGAUUUUGAGGCGAAUGUCCUCAACGUGUCCCAUCGACGGAAUCGUUUUCUGCGAGGCGGCUCCGGACACGAACCCAGCCGGCAUGCAAAUUCAAUUCUUCAACGCUGCUGGCAAUGUGGUGCGAACGGUGACGACUGCCGGGGAUUCUCUGGCUGUCAAGGUGACUUGCUGGAACGGGGUGUUCACUGUGCUCUCCGGUGGAAUCAAUGUGCCAAUCACAUCGGUUUCCUGUGCCCAGACGGGUUCUCAGGGACUUGACGAUGGCUACGUUUUGGGCAGCGCAAUCAGU